Molecule: messenger RNA, 1985 nt
Organism: Neurospora crassa OR74A
Lineage: Eukaryota; Fungi; Ascomycota; Sordariomycetes; Sordariales; Sordariaceae
Product: ribonucleoside-diphosphate reductase small subunit
Exons: 3
Coding region: 273-1505 (410 amino acids)
Biological process (GO): deoxyribonucleotide biosynthetic process
Molecular function (GO): oxidoreductase activity
Source: RefSeq, a predicted model, not a curated record
GGGCAGUGUGGGUUGCCAGUGGUGCCUCUCGUCCGUUCAGGUUCUCUGGUGUGGGCACCACGUGCGGACGUGCUCAGUACUUAAACCUUCUAAAGAACUGAAAUCACGAACCCAUCUUGUUCUUCUUCCCCGUCUUUGUCCAAAACCACUACUUCUCUGACGCAACCCAUUUUAUAUCCUCUUCGCACCAAAUCGUCUUGCGUCGUCGUCCUUCGCAACGCUUGGUUUUGUGUCAUUUCCAACCGCAUCUCAUCUCUUCGUCCUAGUUCACCAUGUCUGUCCAGACCAGCCCGUCCAAGCAGGUUACCUCCGGUAUCCAGAAUCUCAACAUGGACUCUCCCGCCAAGAAGCUCGACUUCGGUGCCACCGACAAGGAGAACAAGCCCUUCGACGAGGACCUUGCUAAGCUCGAAGCCGAGAUCGAUGCUGAACACAACGCGAACAAGAAGGCCGCCGAGGCCAAGAAGAUGGCCCCUACCCUCAAGCCCGAGGAGGCCAAUGAGCCUCUCCUUACCGAGAACCCUCAACGCUUCGUUCUCUUCCCCAUCAAGUACCAUGAGAUCUGGCAAAUGUACAAGAAGGCCGAGGCUUCCUUCUGGACCGCCGAGGAGAUUGAUCUCUCCAAGGACCUUCACGACUGGAACAACAGGUUGAACGACGACGAGAAGUUCUUCAUCUCCCACAUUCUCGCUUUCUUCGCUGCCUCCGAUGGUAUUGUCAAUGAGAACCUCGUCGAGCGCUUCAGUGGCGAAGUCCAGAUCCCCGAGGCUCGCUGCUUCUACGGUUUCCAGAUCAUGAUGGAGAACAUUCACUCCGAGACCUACUCCCUCCUUAUCGACACUUACAUCAAGGAGCCCUCCCAGAGGACUUAUCUCUUCAACGCUAUUGACACCAUCCCUUGCAUCCGCAAGAAGGCUGACUGGGCUCUUCGCUGGAUUACCGACAAGAGCUCCACCUUUGCCCAGCGUCUCGUCGCCUUUGCUGCCGUCGAGGGUAUCUUCUUCAGCGGUGCUUUCGCCUCCAUCUUCUGGCUCAAGAAGCGCGGUCUCAUGCCUGGCCUUACCUUCUCUAACGAGCUCAUCUCCCGUGAUGAGGGUCUCCACACCGACUUUGCCUGCCUUCUCUUCUCUCACCUCAACAACCGCCCCAGCAAGCAGCUGAUCCAGGAAAUAAUUGUCGAUGCCGUCAGAAUUGAGCAGGAGUUCCUCACUGAGGCCCUCCCUUGCGCCCUUCUUGGCAUGAACGCCGACCUCAUGAAGCAGUACAUCGAGUUCGUCGCCGAUCGUCUCCUUGUCGCCCUCGGCAACGAGAAGAUCUACAGGUCGACUAACCCCUUCGACUUCAUGGAGAACAUUUCUCUCGGUGGCAAGACCAACUUCUUCGAGAAGCGUGUUGGCGACUACCAGAAGGCUGGUGUCAUGAACAGCACCAAGAAGGCUGACGCUGAUGCGGAGGUGGCCAAGAACGAGAACGGCGGUGACUUCACCUUCGACGAGGACUUUUAAAUGCCGUUGUCGUUGCCGUUUCUCGUUUCUCUUUGCGACGCCUCUUAUGACUUUGUUUCAUCAAUACCCCCUUCACCACACUGUACCUUUCCGUUCUGAUCUAACACCGAACAAUCCCACACGAGCAUGACUAGCAACUUGCUUAUCAACUGCCAUUUGGAGAUGUUUUUCUGUGUUGGAUAGAAAAAUCUUUGCUGCCAUCAGCAACUCACCUCAAAAAAAGGCGAGCGAGUUCAAUGUUUUCCUUUUUCCUAUCAUCAAGCACAUGGGCGGAGUUAGAGGCGUUUAUUGGGACUCAAGAUCAUGGCUGAUUUGAUCAAGCUAUCUUGUACAUACAACUGGGCUGUAACUUGAAUGAGAAGAUGGUCGAUUAUUGAUAAACAAAAAGAAAAGAAGCUUCCUAGGCAGUAGCUUCUACAUGUAUGGGCAGAGUUCGGUCUCUCCACACGACAUGGCAAUUGAAUUAUAGACAUCAGCGAA